CCAGCACAUCUACCAGAGCGUGGUUUCAGAGACGGAAUCAGACGGACAGCCGUCAGCUGUACAAAGGCACAAAGAUGAAGGCUGUUGCAAGGAUUUGUGUAAUGCUGAUGCUGAAAUUGUGUCUUCCAAGAAUACUGGGAAUGCCCCAUGAGGUGAAGAUCGGCAAGGAUACACCUGUGUGUUAUUCGUUCGACGAGUCAAAAGCUCCCCACCUCCUCUAUACAGGGAACAGCACUGUGGGAAGUGUUCCCAUCCUGGAGUACAAGAUCUCAGAGUUAACCAGCUUUGACUCUCAGUUCGAGCUGCGCACUCUGGACCCCGAGGGUGUCAUCUUCUUCGGGGAUAUCGGAUCAGAGUUCAACUGGUUCCUUCUGGCCGUGAAGAAGCGGCACCUGAGCGUGCAGACGGGUCACAGUAAUGGCAGGGUCAUCGUCAGUGCAGGCCCCAUCAUCAGCGACGGCGAGUGGAAGAAGAUUGUGGUGACCAAACAGGAGGGAGGCGUGUCCGUCAGCGUGAAUGGGGACAACAUUGUCACUGUACAGCAGUCCCAGGAGAGCAUCCAUGCAGAGGCUGGAGACGGGCUCCUGAGAAUCGCCAUUGGAGCCUGCACCCCAAACAGCAGCAUCACACUGGCACUCAACCCCCCGUUGGACGGCUGCAUGCGGAACUGGGACUGGGUCAAGCAGGAUUCCAGCGUGCUGCACCGGCUGCUCCAGGACUCUCAGUCCCAGAGGUGCUGGGAACACAUUGUCCCUGGCUCCUUCUUUCCAGGAAAUGCUUCCGUCGGGUUCGCUCCGCAAGUGCUGUGGAAUGCAACAGUGGAAAAAGAGAAGGAGGGCUGGAGUCUUACUGUGGAGCUGGCCUUCCGCCCUGUGGAGGACAGGGGAGUGCUCUUUGCCAUUUUGGACCCUCACAAAAAUGUUUCUUUUUCCCUGUCCCUGGACCAGCCCACAAAGGACCUGGUGCUGCAUUUGGGGGGCCAGGUGUUUGGCUCACGCAGUGCCCCACCCUCGCUGUGCUCGGGUGAGAGUCAGUUCCUGCAGCUACAGGUGAGGGAGGGCGAGGUGGUGACCAUGCUGGGAGCAGAGGAAGUCAUGAGGAGGCUGGAGGACAAAGAUUUCCAGUACCUGAAGUCUCUGUGGAGCCAGCCAGGGAGCAUGGUGUACCUGGGAGGUCUGCCAGAGGGUGUGUCCUCCUUCCAUGGCUGUCUGCAAGUAAAGGUCCAGGGCGUGGAUGUGGACCUCGACCUGGCCGAGGUCAAGUAUGGAGACGUCCGCUCUCACAGCUGCCCCCCUGCCCUGGACAUAAGAGAUGGGAAAUGAUGGACUCUCUCUUCAUGCUUCUGAUGCACAGCACUUAUACACACACAAACACUAUGCAUACAUCAGUGUGCCCCCGUACAUACACUGUGGGCACAGUGCUGCCACACACACCUUCACCGUACACUGUCACUGACUUCUGUCAU
Megalops cyprinoides (Indo-Pacific tarpon) is the source of this 1465-nucleotide messenger RNA. Its product is annotated as vitamin K-dependent protein S-like. The record is from RefSeq and is a predicted model, not a curated record. Lineage: Eukaryota; Metazoa; Chordata; Actinopteri; Elopiformes; Megalopidae. Bases 75 to 1322 code for a protein of 415 amino acids. The transcript has 8 exons.